This is a messenger RNA of Anopheles bellator, 2372 nucleotides long. Its product is annotated as mucin-2. The transcript is spliced from 2 exons. The coding region runs from base 1 to 2118 and encodes 705 amino acids. The record is from RefSeq and is a predicted model, not a curated record. Lineage: Eukaryota; Metazoa; Arthropoda; Insecta; Diptera; Culicidae.
AUGCCGUCCACAGGGAUUGCGUCGUUGCUGCCGUUUCUGUUGCUCCUGCUUGUGACGGUGCUCGAGCACGGUUCGCCCGUCGAGGGUUCUCCCUACCCGAGGCCAUUCCCCCAGACGAUGCGCCGAUUUCCGCGACGUAACGAUUUCGUCGCCUACAACCUACACCGCAUCAUCCGACCGCGUGAUGUGAACGACCUGGGUGUGGACCAGGCGCGGAAGGCUAUGCACGAUGUCCACGAAACGAUCGCCGAGGUGCAGCGCCUACUGGCUCUCGAUCCUUCGCUUCCCAGGCUCACAAGGGGAGAGAUCGAGGAGCUGUUCGAGAACGUGACGCGGGAGGAGUUUUCAAAGUCGUUGCGCGCCGGCGAUCACACUCGGGCCCAGCACAUGCGGGCCCUCAUGCUCGUGCUGCCAUACCAUGCCAACAACAUGUCGCCAGAGAGCCUGCAGCAGAUCUACACCCGUCCACCGGUGACGAGGAUCAUCGGUGCUGCGGAGCAGGGGCAACAAGCACCGGUUGCCCUGCCGAGUGUUGCCACGACCACCACCACCACGACGAGUACGGUUCCACCACCGGACACCACGACCGCUACCAUCCCGGUGACCACGAUACGCUUUACGACACCUCGGCCAACGACCUUCCACCCGGCGCUUCCCGAGCGGAUGCGCAACCCUUCGGCCGGUUCGGUACCGCUACGUCCGGAGGAACUCAACGACAUCCUGUCGGCGAUCGGACUGUCCCAAAGUCCUCCGCCAUCGUUCCGACCGAUGCCCCCCACUACCACCACCAGUACGACGACGGAGCCCACGAUCAGUAACUCGAUCAACGUGGACGAUCCGAAGGUCGCUCAGGAGCUGAAGGAUCUUCUCCGCUCGUUUGGCCUGCUUAAGGACUCGAAUGACGAUCGCCAGAACCUCGGGGUUCCACCGGCCGGAGUCGAGCUGCUGGCGGACAUCCAACCGUCGGCACUCGUGCUGCACGAACCACUGCGGGUCGAGGAGUCUUCUCCGAUGAUCGAGGAACCCACGACGACGACGACCACGACGACGGUGAAACCCGCCGCCGUUGGCCUAACGCAGGCCAGCAUCAAGGCGGACGACUACAUCGCCUUCAAGCCGCUCCCGGUCGUCGACGAGGGAAGUGAGCAACAGGCACGGGACGAAGAGAUGGACCAGCUGCUCCGGUCGUUUGGGUUGCUCAGCCCCGGUCGCAGCAAGAAGUCGAUGCAGCGCGCCGAGGUUGCGUCUCCGGCAACGCCCCCGCCAGCAAUGCGUACGAUGCCGGCGAUCGACGCGGACCUCGUGGCCCCGCAGCUCAUGUCCGUGCUCGGCACACUGGGCAUCCACACCCGAAACGGUGCCGGUCUGAGUGAACCAGUGCCUCGGCGGCAGAAAACUGGCCGCAAACUGGAACCCCCGAGUGGACUCGCUGAUGACGAUCGGUUCCACAACCACAAGCCUUCGGCACGGUUUCGCGUCAACAACGAAGACUACCGCAAACUGGAGCAGCUCUGGCAGACGGUGAAGGAACUGGAGAAGCUGAACGUGAACCUGACGGACGAAUCGCUCGACGUGCUCAACCCGAAGCACUACGACCUGAGCCCCGGACUGCUGGCCCACGGUCCCGAUCCGCUCGAUGGGGUCGACGCGAACGAGGAGCGAUUGAACGAGAUCAAGAAACGGCAGCAACCGAUCCCCGAUCAAGCUACCGAGACGACGACGGUGGCCUCGGAUGACGCGCCGGUAAGGUUCAGUCUGGAGCUAGACGCCUCCACCAGCAACGGCACCGGAACGGAAGCUACCGUUGCAUCCUCGUCGGAAAGGGAAGCCGGAACAACUGCGGCUACUUCGACGACAACUAGCGCCAGCAGCAGCAGCACCACCACCACGACGGAGAGUGGUCGCAAUGCUGCGCUAAAGGACUCGUUUCCGUCAGCCGAUCUGGCCGGUGACCCGGUGAACGAGGAACCGUUGCCGCCACCGCGCCGCAACGGAUUCUACUUCCUUUACGACUGGAACUCGUUCCUGGAGGUGGGCGAAGACCCAAACAAGGUCAUCAUUCGGUACAAUCCGCAGGCGGGCGAUCCGAGUCGGUUCCUUCCGGUGACCGUGCCCUAGUAGGGGCGAGCCGCCGCGGCGGUAGUGUUAGUGUAAAUAGUUACGGACCCUCGAGUAGUAGAGUUUGCCGCAGGAUAAAUUAUCCUUGUAUUUAUUGUGUCGGACCCCGGCUUUGAACUGCACCGGUAGGCGGCCACGUAGGGAGUAAUAAUGUUAGCUUACGGUAUCGGGGAACCAGGUGAUGGAUUAGUUAGUUUCGAGGCAGAUUUCCAGACACUUACGGAGAUAGUGUGUGGUAAGCUGCGGCGCGGUAC